Messenger RNA from Betta splendens (Siamese fighting fish), 1592 nucleotides. It is a transcript of the gene fam185a, whose product is annotated as family with sequence similarity 185 member A. The record is from RefSeq and is a predicted model, not a curated record. The transcript has 8 exons. Bases 139 to 1263 code for a protein of 374 amino acids. Lineage: Eukaryota; Metazoa; Chordata; Actinopteri; Anabantiformes; Osphronemidae.
GAACGGAAGUUUAGGAUCUACUGUGACUGUCUACUUUGACAUAACAACAGUCUGGGUGGCUCGGUAGUUCGUGUCGUUAAAUAGCGGUAUCGGCCACGCUUGUGAGAGUUCCUCAGCACUGACCCGGAGUUGUCUGACAUGUUCUGGAGCUCAGCCGCAGCUCAGCGGGGAUGUGUUCCACUCCUACGCCGCUGCUCCCUCACAGUCAGACCCCGAUGCACCGUGGACACUUCACGGACCUUCUCCAUCUCCGCCUCGAGGUCUCACGCCCCCGACGAAUCAAAGCCACGUCUGAAGCAGUGGGUUCUGACCGUGAGCCCGUUCGCCACGGUGCGGGCGCAGCUGGGCUGCAGCAUCUCCGUCGGGCCGCUGGACCCGCACGCCUUCCCCGAGGCUGACCGAGCCUUCGUCACAGUCCACGGGGCAGACACGGAGCUGCAGGUCCAUUAUGACGAGCACAGGAGCGAGCUGAGCAUCAGUGCCGAGAAGGUGAACAGCUGCGCGUCGAUCGACGUGGCUGCGCCUGUGAAAAGCAGUCUCUUCAUUACUACUCGGGGAAAGGGCGACGUGCGGGUGCAGAAGAUGGAGAGCGACAUCUGCAAGGUGCAAACAGAAAGAGGCAGCUGUUCACUGGACUCUGUGAAGGCUCAUCGGGUGGAGGUGCAGUCCAGGUGUGGAAGUGUCACAGGUGGGGGCACAAUCCACGGCAACGUGGACAUCAGCACACACGGAGACGGUGCAGUGGACGUCAAGAAACUCCAGGGCACCGAGAUGAAUGUUUCCACAGAACGCGGCUCUCUGAGGGUCAAAGCCAUCUACGCCGAGUCCACCUGCAUCCGCUCCCACUCUGGAAAGGUAGAACUGGGGCACGUGCACGGUAGCGCCACAGUGACGACCGUGUGUGGGGAUGCAGUUAUAGAUGGCUCAAAUAGUUUCCUCAAGGUUUCCUCUCAGAGGGGAGCGCUUGAUGCGUACGUGGGAGACGGCGGCAGCGCCGAGCUGCACAGUCGGGAAGGAGCCGUGUGCGUGCGCGUCCCGUCCUCAUUGAGAGCUGGGGUGGAGCUCUGUGGAGCAUCUGUGGAAAUCAACUCCAAGGUUGUUCUGUGUGGAGCAGAAAACAACACGAGCCAAGGCCAAACCACAGUUACUGGUUUUAUGAAUGUGGAGUCUCCAGUGGACCAGUGGGUUAGAGCUCGGGCAGAUAGAGGCUCUGUGACAUUGAAGACCCAAAGCUGGUUUGAGUCACUGAAGCUGGGGAGCUGAGGUGACCGGCUGGUGCAUCGUCUCCACCAGGGCUUUGGCUUAAAAGACAGAGCCAGGUAUUUACUGCUGCUCUUCAGGAUCAGAUGGACCCUCACCUCUAUUGAGGAUUCAAAAUGCAGCUCAGGAUGUACUACUGAAUUACGUGUCAUCCAACUCUGUAUGUGAGAGUUAAAAUCACUGUAUACUCAGGAAGGCAGAGUGUGUAACCACCCACCGGUGUUUUGUUAUUUAGUUUUUUUCAUUAGCAGCAUUUGCUAAAUUCACUUAAAAUAAUUUAAAAUGAUGUGAUACUGUAUGUAAAUGCAAUAAAAGCAAUAAGUUUUAAAAGA